Messenger RNA from Thunnus maccoyii (southern bluefin tuna), 6775 nucleotides. RefSeq names its product trinucleotide repeat-containing gene 6C protein-like. Gene Ontology annotation, molecular function: protein binding; RNA binding. The coding region runs from base 142 to 5673 and encodes 1843 amino acids. Gene Ontology annotation, biological process: miRNA-mediated post-transcriptional gene silencing; positive regulation of nuclear-transcribed mRNA poly(A) tail shortening. Gene Ontology annotation, cellular component: nucleoplasm; P-body. The record is from RefSeq and is a predicted model, not a curated record. Lineage: Eukaryota; Metazoa; Chordata; Actinopteri; Scombriformes; Scombridae. The transcript has 20 exons.
GUUACCACCGAUUCAACCGUCUCGAGCUCCUGCUCCGGUCAGUUACUACAAAAUGGCUGCAGAGGCUCCGCCGCCGACGAGAACCGACUGAACGCUUCAUGUUGUGAGAAGAAGGAAAAAAUACGAGAAGAGAACCAUUUGAUGGAAGAUAAGAAAAAGAAAAAGCAAGAAGAGAAGAAAAAGAAAGAAGCUGCUCAGAAAAAGGCCACAGAACAGAUAACCAAAGUGCCAGACUCUGCCAAACUCGACCCCGCCCCUCCUCAUCCCCCCGUCAACCCCAGUGUCAUCCUGUCUGUACCCCCAAGCAGUGGCAAUGGCAAGCGCGCCCCCUGUGGAGGCCAGCCGCAGACAGCACAGCAGCCCCAGACCCUGCUUCAGCAGCGCUACCCACCCAGAGAGGUUCCCCCGCGCUUCCGCCAGCAGGAACACAAGCAGCUGUUGAAGCGGGGCCAGCCUCUGCCCUCUGGGACCCUGCCUCUCAUCACCACGGGACGUCCUGCCACUACUGAGCCUGCAGCAGCAGUAGCCAUACACUCCUCUCCCUCCUGCUCCUCUUCCUCCACAGCAAGCCUGCCUACAGAACUGCCCCCACAGAGUGGCCAGGGAGCCCAGUAUGAUAAUCCCCUUUGGGGACACCUGCCAGCCAACAGGAGUGCCACAAGUGCUGCAACUUCCACCAAUAUCAGUGUCUGGGAUCAACUGAUCAUUGACCAGAAGGACACAGAGGCUUGGCCUUCUAUUACUCUUAGCCAGAGCCAGGCCCCUCCAGGAGGAUGCCCUUUGGACACUGACCCGGGUCACCUGACCAGCAGCAGCAGCAGCAGCAGCAGCAGCAGCAGCAGCAGCAGUAGUAGUUGUAGUAGUAGUAGUAGUACAGCGAGUAUGGCCACAGGGGCCAAUAGCCAGACAGGCCACUUUCCUGCCAACCAUCUGGGAAGCAAGGUCAACAGUGGGCCCAGCCCUGCCAAUCAUACUGGAACCAGUAUGCACUCUAGCCAGGUUGCAGUCAAUCGCAGCUGGGGCUCUGGGCCUGGGCCCUCCCACUGCCCCCCUCAGUCCUCAGUGGGGAGUGAAGGGAAGAGUGACAGCCCAGUGGGAGGAGGCAGCAGAGGGUGGGGCUCUUCUUCAUCAUCCUCCACCACCAACUUUAACUUGAACUUGAACCCUAAUGCCAACCCAUCUGCCUGGCCCAUGUUGGGGCAUGAUGGGGGUGGCACAGGGGGAGGCAGCUCAGGGGGAGCCAACACCAUUUCACCUCCUCAACCUACACCCAACCUCUGUAACCCCUCUGGCCCCCCACCAGCCCAGACCAGCACCUGUACCGGAGCCAACACUAACAGCAACUCCUCGGGGAUUGGCAGCGCCUGGGGUAGCAUAAUGGCCUCUGACACCUCAGAGCCACACCCCUCCCCGUCCACGAAUGUGUCUUUCAGUUCAGAACCUCAGAACCUUAAAACUGAUGGACCAAAUCACACUAAUAAGCAGGAACCCCCCAGCCCCAUCCACAACUUGCCUGGCUGGGGUGGUGCAUCUGUAGGCUUGGGCUCCAUGGGCCAGCACCCACCAGGGGCCCCACAAGUCAAUGGAGAAGAUGGUAGCUCAGUAUGGGGUAACAGUGGCGAAUCAAAGGCACCUUCAUCUAAGGAGGCACCUGGCUGGGACUCUGGCUGGGGCCAUGGAGGAGGUGGAGCAGGAAACUCUGGAGGCUGGGGUGACAAGUCCAGUGGAGACUGGGGGAAGAAGCACACUGAAGAGGCCCAGGGAGGCUGGGAUGGCCCCAUCUCUCCUCCCCAGGAUUCACAGGCUAGUCCUUGGGGCAGAGCAGUGAGCACAGCUGGUGCCAGUGAAGGGAGCAGUGACAGCAUGGAAGGACAUUCCCAGUUCAGAGACCGCUCGUCCAGAGAUAAUCCAGCUCCGCCUCUGCCUGCCCAGGAUCUGGACCCAAGGGUGCUGUGUAACACUGGCUGGGGACAGACCCCUGUUCGCCAGCACACCUCCUGGGACAUGGACGAUACUAAACGCAAGAAUGAUGUAGGUGCUGAAUCAUGGGGCUCUGGCCCAACCACUCCAAGCGAUGCCCAGGGGCCCACCAACACUAACAUGGGCCCCUCUCAGAGGACCGAUUCUGGGAGCAAAAAUGAUGUGCCUGCUUCUCAGGGAGCUUCACGUUGGGGAGGGAGCAUAGCUGCUACCAACCAGCCCAGCUCUGGUUGGGGUGAGCCACCCAACAACAUUAAGCCCCCAGGUGGCCCUGGUGGCUGGGGGAAUCCACCAAAAGGAGGCCCCACCACCAGUAUACCCAAGAAUAGUGGUCAGUCCUGGGGAGAAGAGAAGUCAAAAGGGUGGGAUGAUUCUCACAUCAAGGCAACAUCCCAGGGUUGGGGAGAGCAACCCAAAGCAUCCCACAGCUGGGGCAAUAGUGGAGGGAGCAAUAAAGCAGGGGACUGGGGAGAACCAGAAGAGAGCAAAAAAAGUCCUACCAACCCUGGCUGGGAGGGAGAAUCGGGAGGCUGGAAGGAAAACCCACGAAGCUGGGGAAUGCCUGCUUCAGGACCUGGAAUAUCUGGAGCUGGAGGAAAUGGGGGCUGGGGAGAGCCAGUUUGCCAGCAUCCCAGUGGCCCUUCCCAAAGUUGGGGGGGCAAGCCUCAGGACGGGCCCAGUGGUAGCAGUGGAGGAGGCAUAGGCUCUUGGAGUGGCUCAGGCUCAGUGAAGCAGGGUGGAGGCUGGAGUGGCAGUAAGCAGGAGACCUCAGCUGAGCCUACAGGCUGGGAAGAGCCCUCCCCACCUUCAAUCCGACGUAAAAUGGAGAUAGAUGAUGGGACUUCUGCUUGGGGCGACCCUGGUACCUAUAGCAAGGCAGUCAACCUGUGGGACAGGAACAAUCCCGGAAUGUCCCAGGCUAAAUCUACCACUGGAGGCAAUAACCCCCCAGGCCCCAGCAAUAACCAUCCCCACUCUCACAAUCACCCCUACCACGGGCCACCUGCACCUUUACAAAAUCAUACCCAAAACUCCCAAAACCCAGGCCCCACCAGUGGGCCUAUGGAACCUGUUGUGCAACACCAGUCCGGGCCAUCCCACAACAGGGGUCCCCUUAUAGCUCAAGGUUGGGGAGAGCUACCCGGCUCCCACACAAAAUCAGAGAGCUCAUGGGGGGAGCCUGCACCCUCUGCGGUCAGCGUGGACAACGGUACGUCUGCCUGGGGAAAACCUACUGGGAGCUGUGGGGGCUGGGGAGACAGCAACCCAGACAGCUAUAGUAGGGGCAACCCAACUAUGCCAUCUGCAUCUUGCAAACCUGCCCCCAAACCUAUGCAAGACGGAUGGGGAGGUGGAGGUGAAGAGCUAAGCCUGUCGGGGGGACAGUGGGAUGCUGAGGAGGGAGACAUGUGGAACAACACUGCCUCCCAGGAGAGCAACUCCUCCUGUAACUCUUGGGGCAAUGCAUCCAAAAAGGGCCCACAGAAGGGGAAGGUACCUGGGAAGCAGGAAGAUACCUGGAUCAUGAAUCGUCUUAUCAAACAGCUGACAGACAUGGGCUUCCCUAGGGAUCCAGCAGAGGAGGCUCUGAAGAGCAACAACAUGAACCUGGACCAGGCCAUGAGUGCCCUGCUGGAGAAGAAGACAGAGCUGGACAAGCGGGGGAUGGGGAUAGCUGGCCACGACUACAACAACGGGCUCAUCAACAAGCCCAUGAGCUGCCCACGGCCUCCGCUUCUUUCCAAAGACCCCUCAGCGGACCCCCGCUUGCCCUUCAUGGAUAAGCAGAUGCAGAGUGGAAUGUUUGGUGGUGGUGGAGCAGCACAAGCCCGGGCCAUGCAGCAGCCGCAGCCGCCUCCUCAGCCGCCAGUGCCACCUCUCAGCUCCUCUCAGCCUAGUCUCCGUGCUCAAGUGCCUCAGUUUCUCUCCCCUCAGGUUCAAGCACAGCUCUUACAGUUUGCAGCAAAAAAUAUUGGUCUGAAUCCUGCACUUUUAACCUCACCAAUAAACCCUCAACAAAUGACCCUUCUGAAUCAACUUUACCAGCUGCAACUGGCAUACCAGCGUUUACAAAUUCAGCAGCAGAUGUUACAGGCGCAGCGCAACGUUUCUGGCCCCAUUCGACAACAAGAGCAGCAAGUUGCACGUACAAUCAAUAACAUGCAGCAGCAGAUCCAACAGCACCAGCGUCAGCUGGCCCAGGCCCUGCUAAUGAAGCAACAGCAGCCACCCCCCUCCCAUUCUGGCCUGCAUCCUGGCGGGGUCAAAUCCACCCUGGAUUCAUUUCCAGGUCACCCCCAGGCUCCAGGCCUCCCUGACCUGCAGACCAAAGAGCCGCAGUCAUCUAACACCUACAGCCCCUACUCUCUCUCUGGACUGAAUCCAAACAUGAAUGUAAACUGCAUGGAUGUGGGGAGUCUGUCUAUGAAGGACCCUCCCCAGCCCCAAUCGCGCCUGUCGCAGUGGACGCACCCCAACUCCAUCGAAAGCCUCUCUGGAACCUCCUCUCCUCUAGAACCCAACCUGAGCAAGCAUGGUGCCAACCUGGGCCCCCCUGGUAAGCCUCCUCAGCUGGAGGACUCUUACAGCCCCUACAACCUGAUGUCCAGCUCUGAGUCUCCUACCAGCCCCCUGGUCCCCCCAGACAGCUGGGGGCAGGGAAAGAGCAGCAGUGACAAGAUGGCCAAUGGGACCAAUAUCAACUGGCCACCAGAGUUCUGCCCUGGUGUACCAUGGAAGGGCCUCCAGAAUAUCGACCCCGAGACUGACCCCAACGUGACCCCCGGCAGUGUCCCGAGUGGGCCCACCAUCAACACCAACAUCCAAGAUGUCAACCGCUACCUGCUGCGAGAUAGGAGUGGAGGUAAACUGUCAGAGAUGAAAUCUACUUGGUCUCCAGGCCCCAUUUCUCACAGCCAGGCUUCGCUGUCCCACGAGCUGUGGAAGGUCCCACAGGGCCCCCGGAGCAGCACCACGGCCCCUUCCCGCCCCCCGCCUGGCCUCACAAACACCAAGCCCUCCUCAACCUGGGGGGGCAACUCUCUGGGUCUGGCCCAAGGCUGGAGCAGCUCUUACACCACAGCAGGUACCACAUGGAGUACAGACAGCUCCACCAGGACCAGCAGUUGGCUGGUUCUGAGGAAUCUUACUCCACAGAUUGAUGGUUCAACGCUGCGUACGUUGUGCAUGCAGCACGGCCCCCUUAUCACAUUUCACCUCAACCUGACACAGGGCAACGCUGUGGUGCGCUACAGCUCCAAGGAUGAAGCUGCCAAGGCUCAGAAGUCCCUGCACAUGUGCGUGCUCGGGAACACCACCAUUCUGGCAGAGUUUGCCGGGGAGGAGGAAGUGAAUCGCUUCUUUGCACAGGGCCAGUCACUUGGCGGAACAACCAGCUGGCAGGCCACUCCAGGCACCAAUCAGACAAGGAUGGGUGGGACCGGGUCUGGAGCCUCUCACCCCAUUGGUCACUCACCCCACUGGAACAACAACAACGGCAGCAGCAGCAGCAGCAGUAGCGGUGGGCUGGGAGCAGGCGGAGCAAAGACAGGCGGAGAGCUCCUUUGGGGUGGUGUGCAGCAGUACUCCAGCCUGUGGGGACCCCCAAGUGGAGAGGAGGGACGUGUUAUGGGGAGUCCCACCCCAAUCAAUACGCUGCUGCCUGGGGACCUGCUGAGUGGGGAGUCCAUGUAGGACAGAAGAGCCCAGACUAAACAAAUACCAACAGGAGCAAAAACCUUUUGUUGCAAAUCAAUGUGGAGAUAAUCAGUGUGGGUGUUAACGGUGAAGGGAGAGACGAGAGGAAGACGAGGCUACAUCCUCGCUGCUCACCCUCGUCAACCUCCUCUACUCCUCUUUUGUUUUUAAUGACAUUUCAGUUGCAGUUCUUUUGUGAAUCUCAGUGAGAGAUUUUGGUCACAGUGUUCAGCUUUUACUUUUGGAGACACAGGAAGAAGUCUUUCAUUCAGAAAAAAAAAAAGAAAGAGAACUUUACAGAAAUGAACUUUUGAGAACUCGCCGUGUGAAACAUGUACUUUAGUCAAACUGACACAAUGACGAGCUGCCAUCUUUUAACUUGCGUAAUCCCUCUCUGCCUUUUGAGGCAAUCAUACUGCACCUCAGAGAUCCAUGAAAAAAGGCAUCAUUCCCAAAGUAAAAACCCUUCAAUCAGAGUGGUUGUAGAACUUUCAGCUGGUCCAGACUCAACAUUUGUUUCUCUCAGCACUAAUAUUAGCCUUAACCUCUUUCCUGCCCUGCUAUCCUCACUCACUCUGUACUUGGUGAAGAAGCAUACGGACACUUGCACACCCUUAUUUCUGAGCCAGUGAAACCUGAGUGGAGAGUACAUGCUGCUGCGGCUUAACAUAAGCAACCACAGCUCACAACUUCAGUGCAUUUUUUGCAAGCAGAUUGAGUUCCCCACACAAUGCUCAAAGGGAAUGAUGCAACUCUGUUCGCCUCGUUCAAGCCAUUUAUUUUUGUAGUGUUUUUUUUUUUUUUUAAUUUUCUUCUUGAACCAUUGCAAACAAAGUUAAGAAAUGAUAUUAUUCAAAUGUGUCUGUCAAUCUUACGUGGUGGGGUGGAGUUUGGGGUCGUCGCAUGUACAGUUAUAGGUGUGAUGGACGACAAAAUGAACCACUGCUAUUACUAUGGAACUGUAAAGACAAACACUUCAAUGCACCUCAACUCAUCUGCGGGCAAAACUCGCAGUUCGGUCUCAGUCUCGGACCUUCUCACUGAUGUUGUGGAAAAACCUCAAGUCGUAAAUGUUUCUCGCCGGUGUGCAGUCAAUGAA